Syngnathus acus (greater pipefish) is the source of this 2218-nucleotide messenger RNA. It is a transcript of the gene rassf10b, whose product is annotated as Ras association domain family member 10b. NCBI's taxonomy places the organism in Eukaryota, Metazoa, Chordata, Actinopteri, Syngnathiformes, Syngnathidae. The transcript has 2 exons. The record is from RefSeq and is a predicted model, not a curated record. The coding region runs from base 445 to 1650 and encodes 401 amino acids. Gene Ontology annotation, biological process: signal transduction.
UAGAUGUCGCCAAGUGCUUGCACAACUAGUCCUGCCUCGCCCCACCGAAAUAAUUGGAGGUAAUAAAACCGUCUAACACUAGAGGGUGACAUUUCUCUUGUGACAUUUCAAUCACCCCAUGAGGUGACAUUAGUUGCCAAAGUUCAAUGAAAUGAAAGAAAAUAAGAUGCAUAUUUUCAAACCUUUUGCACCAUUAAAGGGGAAGCCAACUCCCAAAAAAUCUUUAGGUUGUAAAAUCUUUAAGUUGUAUGUGCCUCCACUGGUCUAACGUCAUCGAGUCUAUCCCUCAUUCCCUUGUGUUAAUAGGGCUGGUGGCAGUCACGUGAUACCGCUCACUCAAGUUGUUUCCACUUUGUGUCCCAUCAGCAACUACUUUGAAGACUGAAUGACGUAGAGCGUAGAGUGGCUGUAACGAAUUAAAAAAAAUAGAAAUAAAUAAUAAUCAUGGAUUUCGUGGAGCGGAGGAUAUCAGUAUGGGUGUGCGCAGAGGAGAAGUUCGUCGUGGGCUUGUCUAAACGCACAACCUGCGCCGAUGUAGUCAAAGCGCUCCUGGAGGAUAUAAAACAACCUGAACCAAUGCUGCUGCAUCGCUACUGCAUCGCGGAGAAAUGGAGGGGCCUCCAGAGGAUUCUACCAGACCGGACCAGGAUUUGGCGUCUUUGGGUGGCGUGGGGAGAGGAGCGGGAUCGGGUGAGGUUCGUGCUUGUGGGCUUUGGCGAGGCGGCCCGGAGCGCAGAGGCGCGCGUGGUGCUGCUUGGCAAACCCAACCUUGUCUCCAAAUGGACACCGGACUCUUCCUUGGCGGAGGUCUCGCCGCACAAGCAGCGUCGGAUAGUCAGAAAAGCUUUCAGAAAGUUGGAGAAGAUGCAGCAGAGAAAGCAGCCUUCUUCUUCUGGCGCAGAUAAGAUUCAGGCUUUGGCGCAUCUUGUGGUCUCCCAGGAUCGCACCAUCCGCGUGCAGGCUCUCAGGAUUCAACAGCUGGAUGCUGAAAUUGGAAGGCAGGAGGCCAAAGUGCAUUUGGAUCGGACCCUAACUCAUGGCGUCAAUUACGUGCAGAACACUCAUUUAUUUGAGGAUGCAGCAGCUGAAGGCUCCAGCCAAGAGCCGUGCUCUUUGGAAGGCUUGCUUCACCUGUGUGACGUCAUGUGUCAGGGGGAGCUGUGGGAGCAGGAGUUGUUUACCAUGCAGAUGAAGGAGGCGCUCAACCACCACUGGAGGCGAGGAGGUGGGGAAGACUCAGCAUCCUUCAUUACAGGAGGAGACGAGAUGUUUUUGAAGGAACGGCUGAGGAGAUUGCUGGAUGCAACUUUGGACGUGGGCCUGCGCCUCCACUCGGAUUUGGAGGCUAUUAGGGGCGAUUUGGAGCUGAGCCGGCAGAUUUGCAGCAGUCGCGAGGAGGAGAUGAGGGAUUUGCUGGAGAAAAUCAACUCUUUGGGUUCGGAGGACGGGGCUGACACUGAGGGGGGGACAGAUGAAGCUGAGAGGAUGAGGAGGAUGAUGAGCAGUUUGGAGAGGAAGCGUGAGUGGGUAGAGCAAGCUCGAGGUUUGUCCAAAUGUCACAGAGGGAAUGAUGACGACUCAGACACAGGUUUAAGCUCCCUCCACAGUCAGGAGUCUGACAGCCUCACUGUGUGCCAGUCUCUGGUUUAGAGUUGGACCUGCCUGAAUCAUGCCUCGAACUUUACAGUAGAUAUGGCCUUGCCUGGCCAUUGUCUGUGUCAAAUUUGAGCCAUGUUGCUACCUGGCUCAUCUCUCUCACUCUACAACUGAGCCAACCUGAACUUUAAGACUCCAGAGCUACACCAGUCAGGACCACAUUUUUUUACUAAAAACUGGACCUUCUGAACCAUGUCUCUUACUCUCGACCUAGACCAGUUAAGCCUUUGUGUGUGUGUGUGUGUGUGUGUGUGUGUGUGUGUGUGUGUGUGUGUGUGUGUGUGUGUGUGUGUGUGUGUGUGUGUGUGUGUGUGUGUGUGUGUGUCUUGGCUUUUUCCCACAUGACUGAAUGGAAUUGCACAAAUGUCAUGUUCUGAUUACAUGAAGAUGUCUGAGGCCACUUCAAGUGCAUUCCAGAAAGUGGAGUACUCCUCUCGUCGAAGCUCAGUCCGCCAUGUAGACAAAGGUUGUGAGAACCUGCAAUGGAGACUCUUUUGUUGUUUCCUUCUAAAUAGUUACCCCCCCCCCAAGUAAUACAAAAAAAAAUUCACUUUUUUUCAGC